AUGACGGAUUCAUAGGGAGAAGGGGUUAGGGGUUCAAGAGCGCAACGAGGUUCUGUCUUGGCUCUCAAACACUUUGACAUUUAUAUCAGCCACUGAGGCGAACGAACCAAGCGGGGGUGGUCUCCAAAAAAAAAAAAAAUCAAACCCUCUUCACUGAGCGAAAACACAGCAGUGCCUCCAGUUUGUCUGGAGACAGUUUGUUUUCGUUUUCCACUCCAAAGAUGGAGGUAUUGACCAAGGUAUCGUUGAUCUUAAUGCUUGUGAUGCCACUGGUAUCCGGGCAGCAGGAGCAAGAGCCGUCAAGUGAGCCACCUCGCCCAGCAUCUCAGUGUAACUGUCCGAUAAGACACCCUCAGGAGAAUAUAUGCCGGGCCGAUAUCGUCAUACAGGGGCGGAUUAUGGAGGUGAAAUCUCCCGGUGACGGUCUUCUCUCAACAGUGGCCUUGCUGGAGUACUCCGUUAAGGUCAACAAGGUCUUUAAAGACACAGAAGGUGUCCUGAACAGAAAGAGGAGACGCAAAAUUGCUAUGAUCACAUCCAGCUCGGACCGACUUUGUGGAGUGACGGAGAUGAAAACUGGAGCCUUGUAUCUCAUGACAGGUUUGGAGAUUGGAGGGGAGAUAUUCUUCAGUCAGUGCGAAUGGGUACACAGGUAUAAGGAACUUUCACCAGAUCAAAAAGCAGGUCUGAAGCAAGAAUUUCUGCGGGGAUGCGACUCUUGUCAGAUUGAUCAGCAAGGCAGUAGUAUUCCUGGCAUCCAUAACGACACAGCCUCCGAAACUGAUUGCUACCAUGACCCGUUGGGCUCCGAACAACUUGGAAUUGAAGACUGCGAGACUGAGUACUCCAUUUGCAAACCAGUCAAGAAGGGGCACUGUGCUUGGACAGGCGGCCAACGCUACAAAAGUUGCGUUGAGAAACGAAUCAAUAAGUUCAAUGAGGCUAAACAGGUGGCCCUUCUUGCAAAAGGUGGCAAGGUGGUUGACAUUCCAGUGCGAAAAAAUAAACACCAAACCAAAACCCCAAACUUGAAAUCUGUAGAAGUGUUUCUAUCAGAAGGCUGUGGUUUCGACGAGUCACUACACGCAAUGGAUACACGCGGCAACUCCAUUACCUUGUUCGUCUGUAUAUUUCUGACUGUCGGCGUUUCGUUGGUACUGAGUUGCACCUGUCAGAAGAGACACCCCCAGCAGCACGUAUGCGACGCUGAUUUCGUGAUCAGAGGCACAGUAUUGGGGCGAUCGAGGCUCCCUGUGGAAGGGUAUGCAGGGCAGUACGAGUACCGCAUCCAAGUACAGAAGACCUUCAAAGGAGAGGAGUACGGGAUAGGAGAAGAAGCUAAGCUCAUCACGCCUUCCUCAGAGGCAUUGUGUGGGCUACCAAUGCUCAGGGACGGACAAACAUAUGCCAUCACAGGAAAGCUACGAGAUGACAAACUGCAGAUUAGCGUUUGUGACUGGGUACCAGAGUGGGAGUCCGUAACUCGAUCGCAGCGUCAAGGACUUAAACAUAUGUAUCAACGAUACUGCAGCAAAUGCCCGAUACAAAUCAGCAGCCCCGCUCGCUCGCUUUCCCAAGGACCACUGGACUCUUUCCGGGGGUGUUUCUACAAUCCCUUCGCUCCCUACCGCCACAAAGUGGAGGAUUGCGAGGGGGCAUACUCAAGCUGCGUGAGAAAUCCCGAAGGUGGAUGCAACUGGCUCACUACCAGUAGCUACAAAGAAUGUCACGAGGAACGCCAGAAGAAGAUAAAAUCGGCCAAGAAAGAACAGAAAACUGGUGCAAAGAGGCUCGAUAACGGUGUCAGCUGGUAACCAGAUGUUUGGCGCGUGAGACUAUGGCUUCAAAAUAGUAUUUAAUAAUAAAGGAAACAGAUCAUGAAUAUGGAAACAAAUUCUUUGGAAAAACUUCCUAUUUAUGUAAACUUCAGUGCUGUAGCUAGACCAAUUUUAGUGGUGGGAUUUAUAUCCAAUUUAGUCCACCAAGGGCGAGAGGUUCAACAAAAUGA
Messenger RNA from Asterias rubens (European starfish), 2008 nucleotides. RefSeq lists its product as uncharacterized. Lineage: Eukaryota; Metazoa; Echinodermata; Asteroidea; Forcipulatida; Asteriidae. The coding region runs from base 222 to 1814 and encodes 530 amino acids. The transcript is spliced from 8 exons. Gene Ontology annotation, cellular component: extracellular matrix. The record is from RefSeq and is a predicted model, not a curated record. Gene Ontology annotation, biological process: negative regulation of membrane protein ectodomain proteolysis; negative regulation of endopeptidase activity. Gene Ontology annotation, molecular function: metalloendopeptidase inhibitor activity; protease binding.